Aspergillus novofumigatus IBT 16806 is the source of this 1013-nucleotide messenger RNA. RefSeq names its product cytochrome b5-like heme/steroid binding domain-containing protein. The transcript is spliced from 6 exons. Gene Ontology annotation, cellular component: membrane; endomembrane system. Bases 244 to 690 code for a protein of 148 amino acids. NCBI's taxonomy places the organism in Eukaryota, Fungi, Ascomycota, Eurotiomycetes, Eurotiales, Aspergillaceae. The record is from RefSeq and is a predicted model, not a curated record.
UUAAAAAUAACUAGCAUCUUUAAUUCAAUAAUGAACUUAAAAGUCUAUCAAAAUAUCAAAGUUAGGACAUUGCUUCCUCAAAAGUCAGGCCGCCACAGCCGGGUGGUAGGCCGAUACCUUACCGCACUAGCUUACUCUCGACUUCUGGACUCCAUACCAUCAUCUUCAUCAUCCCGUCCCUACGUCGACUAGAGCCAUCUUGGAGUCAACCAGAACCCAACUAGUCGCUUUAUACUCUUUAAAAUGGCUUCAACAGGAGACGGUGCGGUUCCCGCAUCCGCAGAAGUAAUGUCAAUCGCGACCCCCAUCAACCUCAUCCUCCUAUCUCUCUUUGCAAUCCUAGUCUACAUGCAACUCCGCCCCAAGGCGCCAUACAAUGGCGAAGGCGAUAAACCCGUCUACCUUGCCGUCCGUGGACGAGUCUUCGACGUGACCCCGGGCAAGAACUUCUACGGCCCUGGCGGACCAUACGAGAACUUUGCCGGUCGCGACGCAUCGCGUGGUUUGGCGCACCAGAGCUUCGAUGUCGAGAUGCUCACUAAGGAUCUGAAGGGUCCUCUGGAUGACCUCAAAGAUCUCAACGAGGAGCAGUUGGAGAACCUCCAGUCCUGGGAGGAGCGGUUCCUCGAGAAGUACCUCGUUGUGGGUAAGUUGGUUGCAGAGGGUGAUCCAGAGGCGCCAAAGUCGUGAACGGUGUCUAUCACUAUCGUAGCAUCUUGACGAGGGCCGUGUCGGCUGCACAUUUAUCCUCUGUCUGGGGAGCUACCGCGUGGGGCUGACCACACCAAGCGGACAACAAGUAAAAGAAGCGUUUGUAUCUCAUGAUAAUGUCUACAAAUGGUAUACGAAGUAUGUCUGGGUUGAAUCACUUUCUCCCUUCAGCUGGCAGAUGCCACCGUCAAAAGCAAAUGAUUCAUGGACCAGAGGCUUGGACUACAGUCUUUCAAUAACUUUUCCUUGUUAUUAGACUAAACAUUGCAUGGCAAUUGUGACAUUGCGAAAGAUUGCCCAAA